AUGGGUUCUCAUCAGAUCGAGCAGGUUGAUGUGCUGCUCGUUGGAGCUGGCUUUGCCUCGUUCACUUUGUUGAACCGCCUACGGAAACUCGGCUACAGCGUUCGCAUCUUCGAGAAGGGAUCUGCCAGUGGCGGUAUUUGGUAUUGGAACUGCUACCCCGGUGCCCGCGUGGAUACGGAUACACCCAUCUACCAGCUGUUUGACAAGGAACUGUGGGAAGAUUUCACUUUCAAGGAGCGAUACCCAGGCUGGCAGGAGCUCCGCCGCUAUUUCGAAUACGUCGAGAAGAAGUGGAAUGUCCGUGACUAUACCUCGUUCAACAAGCAAGUGGACGGCGCUGUGUUUGAUGAAGGUCGCCAACAGUGGCUGGUUGAGUGUUCGGACGGCAGCGAAAUCUACGCCAAAUGGUUCAUCCCCUGUAUCGGAUUCGCCAGCAAACGGUACACGCCUCCGUUUCCCGGUCUCGGCAACUUCAGGGGCGACAUUUACCAUACCGCCGUAUGGCCCCAGCACGGCGUAAAUUUGAAGGGCAAACGAGUGGCUGAAAUCGGCACCGGUGCCUCGGGGAUCCAAGUCAUCCAGGAAAUCGGUCCGGUUGUGAAGGAGUUGACGGUGUACCAGAGAACGCCUAACAUGUGUCUGCCCAUGAACCAGCGCCUUCUUGAUCCCAAAGAGGAAGAGGAGAAGAAGAAGAGCGGGUGGUACGCGGAGGAAAUGGAGAAGACCCGCAACACCUUCGCCGGCUUCACCUACGACUUCAUGGAGAAAAACACGUUUGAUGACACGCCCGAGGAACGCGAAAAGGUGUACCACAAGCUCAUGGUUGAGGAUGGCGGCUUCAAGUUCUGGCUUGCCACAUACAAGGACAUGUUAUUCGACCUCAAGGCGAAUGAACCUGCCUACAAGUUCUGGCGCGAACAGGUCCUGAAGCGCGUCAAGGACCCCGAGAAACAAAGGCUUCUGGCCCCUGAAGUUCCCCCACACCCAUGGGGCACCAAGCGCCCGUCCCUCGAACAGAGGUUCUACGAAGUGGUAGAUCAGCCCAAUGUGAAGAUCAUCGACGUCAACGAGAACCCCAUCGAAGAAGUCACCGCCACGGGCCUCAGAACCAAACAGGGUCUUGUCGAGGUGGACGUCAUCAUCCUGGCUACCGGCUUCGACUCGGUGACCGGUUCGCUGGCCCAACUCAACAUCCAAGGCACGAAGGGCGGCACAAUUGCCGACCACUGGAAAGACGGCACUCGGACCGCCAUGGGCAUUGCCAUGCCGGAGUUCCCGAAUAUGUUCUUCCUGUACGGGCCUCAGGCGCCCACCGCCUUCAGCUCGGGCCCGACCUGCACGCAGUUCCAGGCCGAAUGGGUCGAGAAGACCUUCAAGAUGAUCAAGGAGAAGGGGAUCACCCGGCUCGAGGCUACCCCCGAGUCUGAGGAAGACUGGUGCAAGAGAAUGUCCGAGAAGUGGGAUGCGACGCUCUUCCCCCUGGCCAAGAGUUGGUACCAGGGCGCCAACAUCCCGGGCCGCAAAGUUGAGCCGCUCAACUGGUCCGGCGGAAUGGUCGAGUACGUCAACACUCUGAACCGCAGUCUCGAGAACGACAUGCAGGGCUGGAAAUACUCCACGGCCACAGCAUGA
Fonsecaea erecta is the source of this 1632-nucleotide messenger RNA. RefSeq lists its product as hypothetical. NCBI's taxonomy places the organism in Eukaryota, Fungi, Ascomycota, Eurotiomycetes, Chaetothyriales, Herpotrichiellaceae. The transcript has 3 exons. Gene Ontology annotation, molecular function: flavin adenine dinucleotide binding; NADP binding; N,N-dimethylaniline monooxygenase activity. The record is from RefSeq and is a predicted model, not a curated record. The coding region runs from base 1 to 1632 and encodes 543 amino acids.